AUGAAGUCUUCACUCUGGAGCCUCUUGUACUGCGCUUCCCUGCUGCUGUCUGAUGUACUGGGCACAUAUCACCUCGGUGCAGGAGAUCCUCAGCUUAUUGCUGCACAAAGCUAUGCUCAAACCAGAAAUAAUGGUCGACCACCACUCAGGACCCUGAAUCCAUCAAAGACAGACUCUCAGUGCAGGAGCCGUCCCCUGGACCUGGUCUUCAUCAUCGACAGCUCUCGCAGCGUUCGUCCAGGUGAGUUUGAGAAGGUUAAGAUCUUCCUGGCUGACAUGGUCGACACUCUGGACGUGGGCUCAGAUGCCACCAGAGUGGCUGUGGUCAACUACGCCAGCACGGUCAAGAUCGAGUUCCUGCUCAAAGACCACUUCAACAAACCCGAUAUGAAGAAAGCCAUCUCCCGCAUCGAGCCCUUGGCGGCUGGCACCAUGACUGGCCUCGCCAUCAAAACCGCAGUAAAUGAAGCCUUCACCGAGCAAUCUGGAGCCCGACCUCGCUCUAGGAAGAUCUCCAAGGUGGCCAUCAUUGUGACAGAUGGGAGACCUCAAGACCAGGUGGAGGAAGUGUCUGCUGCAGCCCGGGCCUCAGGCAUCGAGAUCUACGCUGUCGGGGUUGACCGCGCAGACAUGCGUUCACUGCAGCUGAUGGCCAGCAUCCCUCUGGACGACCACGUCUUCUACGUGGAGACAUACGGCGUUAUUGAGAAGCUCACCUCCAAGUUCAGGGAGACCCUGUGCGGUCUGGACCCCUGUGCCAUGGGACAUGACUGCGAACACAUUUGUGUCAACAGCAAUGCCUCCUACUACUGCAAGUGCCGGAAUGGUUAUAUCUUGAAUGCGGACAAGAAAACAUGUUCCCUGAAACAGGUGAAGGUGGAGGUGGUGGAGGAUCCCUGUAAAUGUGAAGCCAGACUGGCUUUCCAGAAGCAGACGCAGGCAGCCAUCCAGCAGCUCACAGCCAAGCUAGCUGAUGUGUCUGGGAGAAUAGAGCGUCUGGAAAACAUGGUGGGCCGUGCUUAAGGCAGGACACAGUGCAGAGCCAUGGACUACUGCAACACAGACAUCUGCUUCCUGUCGACCAUCACUACUGCUUGGAUUUCAGCCCCCGAUCAAGUGAAGCUGUGAUUCAUAAACCAACGUCCGUCAAUUUACUGACUGGUGUGGACUUUUAAGCAACAAUAUCUACAGUUGAUCUGGGAUUUUUAUG
This is a messenger RNA of Toxotes jaculatrix (banded archerfish), 1210 nucleotides long. RefSeq names its product matrilin 3a (gene matn3a). The record is from RefSeq and is a predicted model, not a curated record. The coding region runs from base 1 to 1023 and encodes 340 amino acids. The transcript is spliced from 6 exons. NCBI's taxonomy places the organism in Eukaryota, Metazoa, Chordata, Actinopteri, Toxotidae. Gene Ontology annotation, molecular function: calcium ion binding.